CAUGUUGGCGUACAGUGAUAAAACAUCGCAAAGUCUUGGAAGUGGUGAUUUACUAAAAAUGCACACACAGAACAGCUAUUUCGCGAGUUCGCAAGCGAGCGCACUGAGGAUGUUAUACCCACAGCUGGCGUACUCGGGGUACCCUGGGAAUCUGGCGGCACUAGCCCUGGCGACCCACGGGCAGUACCCUUACGACUAUGCCCAGACUCUGGCGACCCAGAUGAACUUCGCCAUGGAGGCUGGACUCACCUCCAGGAAGUCUCUGACUCUGUCGCCCAAUAGUUCCAUCUCGGACGGGAAAGAGGACCGAUAUAUGAGCAAAGAUUGUGACAGCGACGGCGAGAGCAGUGACGGACAGUCGGGCAAACGACGCCGGACACGCACCAACUUCACAGGAUGGCAAUUGGAAGAGCUCGAGCGUGCGUUCCAGGAAAGCCACUACCCGGAUGUGUUCAUGCGCGAGGCACUAGCCAUGCGCCUUGACCUCGUAGAGUCACGUGUUCAGGUGUGGUUCCAAAACAGACGCGCAAAGUUCAGGAAGCGUGACAACACAAAGAAAGGUCCCGGCCGCCCAGCACACAACGCACACCCGCAGACGUGCAGCGGGGAACCAAUGGACCCGGAAGAGAUCAAAAGGAGGGAGCAGGAACGAGUAGAAAAGAAACGCAGGAAACAAGAGGAGCGACUUAGAAAGAUGGAGGAGAAACGAAAGCUUCUCGACGCUAACGACACCGAGGGACACCGGAAGUUACAAGAGGAAUAUGAGCAAUCCAACGCUGCUGAUCAGCUCAAUGACCUGGACGAUUCUAAACUGGACAAAAGCUUUGACGACGAACCCGAGGUCGAUGUUGUUGAGCAGAAGAAAGGAUUCAGUGCGUUUAGCAUCGAUAGAUUAUUAGGAGAACCAAAAAUCUCCAAAAGCAUAUUACCGAAUUCCAAAUAUCCCCCAGGGCAAACUUAUUCUUCAGUCGGAGGUGUCGGUAUGUUUUCCCUGUAUCCGAUAACACAGCCGAUUGGGUUUGUCGUCGAACAGCGCCAAGAUGACGCGAAAUCUUCUGAAAACAUGGACCUCAGUUCCUCGUCUGAGGAGGGCGCGGAGGAGACCCACACGAACACUGACACAGUGCAAUAUAGAAAGGAGUCGGUCUCUAGUGAGCACCAAUAUUCCGAAUCCGAUGUUGACGAUGAUCACGAUAUUGAUGUUACUGAUGACGAGGUCGUUAACCAUUAAUAAAAAACAAACAUUUCAUAUACAAGUUUAAACAUGUUCUUUGAAAGCGUGGCAAUAUAUUGUGACUUUGUAGAUGCGAUUCGGAAAUGUUUUCAAAGUUUUACUUGUUGUUUAAUAUAUUGUGAUCAGCAUGUGCAUAUUUACGCUGUCGAAUGGUAUAUAAAAGAAUUUGUGAAUUCUAUGUGUGUGUUCUAUGCUUUUAGGCGUCAAAUAAGUCGCAGAAAAUACCUCAAAUCAGUGUUUGAUCAAACUACUUUUACUCUUGUUUUAUUGUUGUUAUUUCGUUAUCAACAUUCAAUUAUUAUUAUUGUACUUUUUAUUUGUUAGUGAGGCAUUUAUUGUUAUUAUGAAUACUAUACAAAACGAAUAAAAAUAAG
Dreissena polymorpha is the source of this 1608-nucleotide messenger RNA. Its product is annotated as homeobox protein unc-4 homolog. NCBI's taxonomy places the organism in Eukaryota, Metazoa, Mollusca, Bivalvia, Myida, Dreissenidae. Gene Ontology annotation, molecular function: DNA-binding transcription factor activity, RNA polymerase II-specific; sequence-specific double-stranded DNA binding. The record is from RefSeq and is a predicted model, not a curated record. The coding region runs from base 2 to 1231 and encodes 409 amino acids. The transcript is spliced from 3 exons. Gene Ontology annotation, biological process: regulation of DNA-templated transcription.